Molecule: messenger RNA, 864 nt
Organism: Carassius auratus (goldfish)
Lineage: Eukaryota; Metazoa; Chordata; Actinopteri; Cypriniformes; Cyprinidae
Product: troponin I, fast skeletal muscle-like
Exons: 7
Coding region: 127-657 (176 amino acids)
Biological process (GO): cardiac muscle contraction; skeletal muscle contraction
Cellular component (GO): troponin complex
Source: RefSeq, a predicted model, not a curated record
GCUGAGCCAUCACAGAAUGCUAUCAAAACCCUCUUUCAGUACAGAGGCUGCCCGCAGUUCCCGGUCUGUCCUGUUACCCAGAGUUACCCAGGUUUCCUAACAGAGGAGCACAACAAGCCUGCCAUCAUGUCUGAAAAAAAGAUGACCUCAAGCCGUCGGCAUCACCUCAAGAGUUUGAUACUUGGCAUAGCCAGGGAUCUGAUGACGGCUGAGGAAAAGCGGGUAGAGGAGGAAAGAGUUCGCUAUAUGGAGGAGAAAUGUUCUCCUCUAUCUCUGCCCGGCUCAGUGCAGGAAUUACAGGAUCUGUGCAAAGAGCUUCAUCAGAAGAUUGAUGUGGCGGACGAGGAGAGAUAUGACCUGUCUGUUAAAGUGGCCAAGAGCGAAAAAGAGAUUGAGGAUCUGAAGAUAAAGGUUCAGGACCUGAUAGGCAAAUUCAAAAAACCUGCUCUUAAGAAAGUACGCAUGUCUGCUGACUCCAUGCUGCAGGCGCUGCUGGGCUCCAAACACAAGGUGUCUCUGGAUCUAAGAGCCAACCUCAAACAGGUCAAGAAAGAGGUCAAGGAGGAGGAUAAGGAUGCCGUGGGAGACUGGCGUAAGAACAUCGAGGAUAAGGCCGGCAUGGGCGGCAGGAAGAAGAUGUUUGAGACCGAUGCUUAAACAGGCAGCUGUUUUACUUUUGGAGUUGAUUUCUGAUGUUUUUUUUUCAGUUGCAAAGUUCGCUGUCAAAAAGUGCUUUUAUAUCCAAACUACACAUCCGACAAACCAACAGUAACUAAGCUAAUCAUAAUAAUCUGAAUGUUAUGUUCUACAUGAGUGUUGAUCCAUGAACUCACCUUAACAAAUAAAAGUAAUAAAAGAAACUCC